Molecule: messenger RNA, 1729 nt
Organism: Wasmannia auropunctata (little fire ant)
Lineage: Eukaryota; Metazoa; Arthropoda; Insecta; Hymenoptera; Formicidae
Product: pleckstrin homology domain-containing family J member 1-like
Exons: 2
Coding region: 370-936 (188 amino acids)
Biological process (GO): endosome organization; retrograde transport, endosome to Golgi; receptor recycling
Cellular component (GO): trans-Golgi network; recycling endosome; early endosome
Source: RefSeq, a predicted model, not a curated record
CGUUCUCGCCAGUCGUCGAACGUGAGAUCGCGCGAGCGAGAUAGCUUAUCGUCGAGCAUUAUUUUUUUUUCCGCUCGCGAUUAUCAAUUGACGCGAGCGAAGGAGGAGCGAGAGCGAAAGCGCUCGCGCGCGCGACGGCGGAGGGGUGUGCGAGAAAGCGCGCGCCCAUCGUCGAUUAACGUGGGAGACGCGAGCCUCGUCGCGGCUCCCGACAAACGGCCGCGAUUAACGUGAUUUAACGAAUUGAAGAUGGAAUAUAUCGUGACCAUCGUAACGGCGACGCGACAGCCCCUGUGACCGUUCGUGGCUCGUGGCACGUAUCUACGCGCGUCGUCGUCGUCGUUGCAAGUCCGAGUCGGAAACUCGGAAAUGAGAUUCAAUGACAGGGAGCUCGCGGAGGCGAGUUCCGGACCCGCGGACCUGGAGGGACGUCUAAAUCACAAACGGGCCCAUAAGUCAGUGUUCAAAGAAAAAUGGUUCAAGCUGCGGUACAAUCUACUAUUUUACUUCAACAUCAAUGACUUGGGGCAGAUUGAUAGCAGGCAACCUGAGGGAGUCAUUGUUCUGGAGAACUACAACAUCAAUAUAGACAAUUCAUCCGAGGGGGUAUUUGCGUUCAGCAUCUCGUUCCGCAACGAGCUGGAGAAGCGGCACGUUCUGAGCGGUCGGUCAGAGUCUCAAGUGGAGCAGUGGAUGAACGCGCUUAAGCAAGCGAGCUACGGAUACUGGAGAGCCCGCCUGAUCACGCUUCAGGAAAGAUUGUGCAAAAAGACGGGGAAGGAUCCGUUGCUCAUGUAUCCCAGGAAUCAGGGUGUAGUGCGAGACGAAGCGUGGGAACCUGCCACCAGCUUCCGAUCUCAUGUACGCUCGUUCACAACGUCGGUCGCGCCUACAUUGAAUACAAUAACAAGGGACGUUAAUCUCAUAGAUCUUUAAUAUAAAGAAGAAUAUUUUUAAACUUAAUUUUAAAAAAGUUGCCUCAAAAAAUGUAUAUCUUGAUGAAAUGCAUAUAUAUGUAAUCGAUGGAAGAGAGUUUUGUGUAAACUGCCAUGAGCACAAGCGAGUUUUAGGACGCAAGUCCAAUAAUGUAUGAGCUUUAAUUUAUAUUUAUAUCUUAUAAUAAUGUAAAAUAAUAUACAUAAAACCUAUAUUACACAUAAGGCAGAAUGAAAAUAUUGUAAGUUGCUUUAGAACAAGAGAAAUAUUAUAUAGUUAGACGAAGUGAUUUACUUCAGAUAAUAAUUUCGUGAUAUAAUAUUAAAAAGUUUGUAAAAUGCAGAAAAAAUUGAAAACUGAUCUUAUGAAAGAGUUUUUGUAUAAUGUAACAAACAAUAUUACAACAGGAAAGAACUAAAUUACAUAAAGUAAUGAUAACAGCAAAGUAUUACGGAUGUAAAAUAUAUGCAACGACAAUAUGAAUAACUAUAUUUAUAUAAUAUUGUAAAGCAAAUGAUAAGUGUUAUAUGAAUGUACUAAUGUAUACAUUAUUUUAAUGACUAUAUGUUGAAAAUAGAUGAUAAUACAUUAGGUACAAUUCGUAUUAUAAGAAAAAUUUUGUGAUUUCUUAUUUAUUAAUUAUUUGUUUUUUUUUACUAUCUCUGUAUGAAUUCGACGAAGUAUUCAUUCGUUAAAAAAAGAUACUCAAUUUUCUAUUCAAUGUCUAACUAAAUUUAUGUUAAUAAUAAAUUAAUUGGAAAUUAAUUUAGAAGAAAUAAACGUAUUUUUAUAA